Molecule: messenger RNA, 438 nt
Organism: Schistosoma rodhaini
Lineage: Eukaryota; Metazoa; Platyhelminthes; Trematoda; Strigeidida; Schistosomatidae
Source: the annotation of a GenBank genome assembly
AUGGCAGAGUCACAUUCAAAUGGAAAAAGUGAACCAUCCUCACCAUAUAAAAAAACUAUGGAUCGUCCACUUUCUGGAAUAGCUUUAUUUGGUCCGAGAAAUGAACUUUUCGGUGAAAUGAAAAACCGACUAAAAUUAAGAUCAACUGGACAUUCAGAUACUAAAGAAUCGACUUCAGAAAUGUCAACAAACAAUUCAGUUGAACAGCAAGAACCAUCUUCAUAUGAUACUGCAUCUUCUAGCACGUCCGCCAAUUCAAGUCCCAGAUCAUCAAUAUGUGAUUUUGAACAAUCUGAGUCGAAAACAGUAUCAGAUAAUUUAUUGAAUCGUGCACGUAAACCUCCUACACGAAAACCGACCUUGGAUCGUUGCUUAGAUUUAAUUGAUGUACAGACUGGAUACUCCGACAACUACUUUUGUGUCCAACCCUUCUCAUAA